Camelina sativa (false flax) is the source of this 1494-nucleotide messenger RNA. The record is from RefSeq and is a predicted model, not a curated record. NCBI's taxonomy places the organism in Eukaryota, Viridiplantae, Streptophyta, Magnoliopsida, Brassicales, Brassicaceae.
AUGAUUCGGUUGUGUGUUACAUUCAAAAGAGUAGUUGAUGGCGAUAGGAGUAAAGUCCAGUUCGAUCUGAAUAAGUUGCCAGUUGAUAGUAGCGAUGGUUGUAAUGUGGAAGUUGAUGUGGGAAAAUCAGUAGGUAUUAUUUCAAGGAAUUCACCUAAGCCGACUAAUGAUGUAUUAGAAAAGCCUACUGAUGCUAAUCUUGGUGAUGCUGCUGGUUUAAAGUUGGAAGAUUCAAUGGUAAAAAAUGGUGAAUAUUUCAGCAGUAAGGAAGCUUUACAGGCUACUAUGGAAAUGACUCCAUCUGCAAGAACAAUUGGACAUCUCAUUAAGCAAAGCUAUGAGGGCGUGAAGGAAGGUCCUAAACCGAAUGAUAUAGUUAAUAUUAUUCGUUCAAGGUACGGCUGCGAGCUAACAUAUCACCAAGCUUGGGAGUCUCGGGAGUAUGCAGUUAACGAAGUUAGAGGAAUUCCUGAGAAAAGUUAUGCUAAGAUUCUAAAAUACUUGCACAUGCUACAAGAAGCGAAUCCUGGUACGUUCACGAAUUAUGAAAUUGACUUUGAUGGAAGAUUUAAAUAUCUAUUUAUUUCUUUUGGUCAAUCAACAAGAGGGUUCUACAAGUCAAUGCGGAAAGUGAUAGUAGUUGAUGGUACAUUUUUGAAGAAUAAAUACAAAGGGGUUCUCCUAGUUGCUACAGCUGUAGAUGGUAACUCCAAUUUGUAUCCAAUCGCAUUUGGAAUUGCUGAUUCUGAGAAUGAUUAUAGACAUACAUCGAUUGCUAAAUCAAUUGGAAACAUCUAUCCAUUGGCUAAACAUGGUAUUUGCAUCCACCACUUGCUUAGCAAUGUGAUAACAUAUCAUAAGGGAAGAGGUGUCGCUGAGGAAGCCGAUGUGACAAAAUGGGCUCGCUGUCAUUUUCCGGGUUAUAGGUAUGAUAUUAACACCAACAAUGCAGCUGAAUCAAUUAAUGCUGCUUUGAGGACACCCAGAGAGUAUCCAAUAAUUCCUUUGUUAGACAGCAUCAGAGAAAUGAUGACACGCUGGUUUUAUGAGAGUAGAGAGUUAAGUGCAAAGCAUAAAGAUCCUUUAACUGUUGAGGUGGAGAAAAAGAUUUCAAGAAGAAUAGAGAAAGGUAAAUUCAUGAACGGUUAUUUGAUGAGCAGAUCGCAGAUCCAGGUUAAAGGUAAUGGAGUAGACUACAUUGUUGACUUAGAAAGAAGGACUUGUUCAUGUGGAAAGUUCAGCAUCCAAAAACUCCCUUGUAGACAUGCUAUAAAAGGAGCUUUUGAUAUAGGCAAGGAUCUAUAUCCUUAUGCUGAUGAUGUGUAUACCACUACUGCAUGGAGAUCGCAAUAUGAGGAAACUGUUAAUCCAAUAGGUGUUCCUGAAGAAGAAUGGCGAGUCCCACAGUAUGUUGAAGAUGCAAAAGGUCAAAGAGACAUAAGUGUGCGCGGUGUGGCAAAGAAGGGCAUAACAGAACGACCUAUGAUAUCGUGA